AUGACUGACUCAGAGCGAACCUUCCUAGAUGUCGCCAUCAUGGAAGUCCUACCACAACUUCAAGCAGUAAACAAAAACAUCCUGGAAGAGCACUUGCAGUCCAUUGGAGUCGAGACAUAUGAUGAUCUACGCUUCUUCACUAUCAUCUGUGGAAGCCUCACCUACCCAAUCGCUGCCAACGCUCUCUGUUUCACCCCAAAGUUCAACCAAACAGACGAGAUCCCAUUAGAAGAUAGAGCAGCAAUGCAGGACACUUAUGGGUGCAUUAAAUGGAAUGUAAAAUUUCUGCCCCUUGAAGAAACUCAAGAGAGCCAGCAGCAAAAGAUGGAAAAACUUAAGGUGAUGUUCCAACACUCUGAUGCCAAUCCAGAGGAGGUAAAAUGUUUAAUGAAGUCCACAUUUUACACACAGCGUCAACAUGUCAACCAGGGAAAAAGUAUCAAAUGCCUUAGAGAGGAGUGGCCGUUUUGGUUUGAUGAACUUGGCAUGUCAGUCCACUUUAUGGAACUCACUGGGAUUGACCUCAAAGAGACAUUCACACGAAAUUUGGAUUUGAAAGGAAAAAGGCUUCUCGACUACUUGACCACAGUUUGUGUCAACAAGAGCAAGAAAUUCCUUCAGAAUUAUGCAAGGCUUCAGAGGAUGCGGGGACUCCAGAGUGGCUGUUCAGAUGACGUGAUAGAGAUGACCCUGCUUCUGCUCAGCUACUUUGAUGAGAAGGAGUCCAUGUUCUUCCAUGUAGAAGAUACAUGUCUGGCAGAAGAGGUCCAACUGGAGCAAGUGCCUCUGACACCCGUUGUUAUUGUCUGUGGACAGUCCUGCUAUUCCUCCACAAGGUACAUGCUGAGUCUGGAUCGGAACCUUAUUAACACAAACAUCUCCUCCUUCAUUUCUGCACUGUGCCUCAUGUUCGGGAGCUACUACUGUUUUAAUAUUCACUAUCCAUCUGAGCUGGCUUCAACUCUGGAGUUUCUUCAAAGGUGAGUAAACAUAGCUUACUCAUUUCUCAGACCUGGGACUCCGGGACCUGGAGUCUGGCUCAGAGGUCCUGGUCUUAAUCCGGACCUUAACUAAGGCCGGGACUCAAGACCGAGAGUCAGACCCAGACUAAGAUCUGGACUCGAGCCC
Puntigrus tetrazona (Sumatra barb) is the source of this 1128-nucleotide messenger RNA. RefSeq lists its product as uncharacterized. The record is from RefSeq and is a predicted model, not a curated record. The coding region runs from base 1 to 984 and encodes 327 amino acids. The transcript has 3 exons. NCBI's taxonomy places the organism in Eukaryota, Metazoa, Chordata, Actinopteri, Cypriniformes, Cyprinidae.